AUGCUGCUGCAGCGGUUCGCCCAGAGACUGCAGCAGCAGCAGCUGCAGCAGCAGCUGCAGCAGCAGCAGCAGCUGCUGCUGCUCAAGAGGCUUGAUGCGAGGCUUACAAGCGCUGCUUCUGCUAGGGAGCGGGCUGCUGCUUCUCAGCAGCUGCCUGAGCAGCAACAGCAUCGGCAGCAGGAACAGCAGCAGCAGCAGCAGGAACACCAGCAGCAGCAGGAGCAGCAGGAACACCAGCAGCAGCAGCAGCAGCAAUUGUCCAUACAGCAGAGGCUGCAGCAGAUCGCGCAGCGGGUGGUCUUCUCCACAGCUGUGAGGAUACGCAGUUUCCUCAGCAGCAGCAGCAGCAGCAGCAGCAGCAGCAGCAGCAGCUACGCGUUUGGCGGCUGGUGUAACUCGGGGCUCAUCGACCCUGUUGCUGCGGAUGCUGCGUCAGAGAAGGAGCAGCAGCAGCAGCAGCAGCAGCAGCAGCAGCAGCAGCCUAGCAAGUUGCUGCAGCAGGCAGUGCCCAGAGUGCUGCUGCUGCACCCUCAGUACGACCCAGCCGACCCUGUGCCCGAGCUGCUGCCGCAAAGCUACCUGCAGCAGCAGCAGCAGCAGCAGCAGCUGCUGCUGCAGCGUGCUGGCGGUGGGAAGAACUCGCGGCGUAGGCAGCAGCAGCAGCAGCUCCCGAAGGGGCCUCUACCUGCCUCUGCUGCUGCUGCAACUUCUGCUGCUGCUGCUGCUGCUGCUGCUGCUGCUGGUGCUGCUGCUGCUGCUGCUUGCAUUCCUUCUCCUUUUGACUUUUCCUUCCCGUGGGCAAUGGGCCCCAGUGAGCGGCUCUACACCUAUCUUUGCAGCGUGGGCCCACCUUCAGCAGCAGCAGCAGCAGCAGCAGCAGCAGCAGCAGCAGCAGGCCGAGGGCGCCCGCCUGGUGCAGCAGCAGCAGCAGCUGCUGCUGCUUCUUUGGGGGCCCUCGUGAGGGGCCGUCUUGUGCUGGACUGCGGCUGCUUCGAAGGGGCUGGAGUGUUGCUGCUGCUGCAGCAGCUGGGGGCAGCAGCAGCAGUGGGCGUGGACAUUAGCAAAGCAGCAGCAGCAGCAGCAGCUCGCCGCUGCCAGCAGCAAGUAGCAGCAGGCCGUGCUGCGCUGCUGCAGGGCGACCUCUGCAGCAGCACAGUGCUUCCGCAGGUGCAGCAGCAGCUGCGGCGCCUGCAGCAGCAGGCAGCUGGCGCUCGGCCUCCCCACCCAGCAGCAGCAGCAGCAGCGCCAGCAGCAGCAGCAGCAGCAGCAGCAGCAGCAGCAGAUGAGGGCUUUGAUGUCGCCGUGUCUGUCGAAGUGCUGCCAGCUUCUCUUUCCCGUAGCUGCUUCUUUGCUGCUGUUUCGCUGCUGCUGCGGCGCGGCGGUUUGCUGCUGCUGCUGGACCGGCAGGAGGAGCUUAUGGGGGCUGCUUAUCCUGCGGUGGAGCUGCAGCAGCUGCAGCAGCUGCUGCUGCUGCUGCAGCAGCAGCCGCACAACCCGGGCCUGCAGCAGCACGUGCAGGUCGACCUGCGGCUGCUCCGUUCUCAGCAGCAGCAGCACGCGCAGCACCUGCUGCAGCAACUUAAAGACACAGGGCUUAAGCUGCUGCUGCUGCAGGACCUCCGGGUCUUUGUUGGGGGCACGCAGCAGCAGCAGCUGCUGCUGCAGCAAAGAGCCAGCCCCCUGCUGCUGCAGCGGCCUGCUUUGGAAGCAGCAUUUCGAAAAAUCCGCAGCUACCCUUACCUGCACCUAGUUGCUCAGAAGGAGUAG
Molecule: messenger RNA, 1767 nt
Organism: Eimeria necatrix
Lineage: Eukaryota; Apicomplexa; Conoidasida; Eucoccidiorida; Eimeriidae
Exons: 1
Coding region: 1-1767 (588 amino acids)
Source: RefSeq, a predicted model, not a curated record